GCUGAGCUGGGAUCUUCAAAAUGGAUGCCCGAAUCAUCAAGUGGCUAAACAUUCCAAAUUUUACAUCUUGAAAGAAACUAUUUCUUUCGGUUGAUGGGAGUUUGAAAAUUUGCUGCUACGUCUUGAUAGAUCGAAUCAACGCUCUCAUCUAACGAGAAAUCUCAUAUAGUUAUGGAGCCACAAAAUGAUCUCUUUUCUACAGUUUAACAUCUGCAUAAUGGAGUCGGCUGCAGGAACUAAAAGUGAGGGUCAGGCUCAAACCCUUCAAAACCGCGUCCGUGACGUAUUUCGGAGAGGACUCCAAUGGAAGUGGGACAAAGAUUAUCCAUCUUUUAGAGGGAGCAAGGACCGGAAUGGUGCAUCAUCCCAAGGAGAUGAAAUUGCAGAUGUUCCUUCACAAAGGAAUUGGCCUCAAUUUGCUCCUAUUGCCAUUCAAAAGUUUCGACGCCUCUUUUCAUCUGAUGGUUCUUCAGAUCACUGUGACAGCAAUAUAGAUAGAGUUGAUGCUGAAGUAGCACCAUGGGUAGAAAAUCCUGAAGGUGAGGAACAACAUAGUGCCUCUGAGAUGGUGAGGAUGAAAGCGCAGGAUAAAAAAAGUGGAGAAAUGUUAAAAUUAGAAGAAGUCUGUGAAAACACACUCCCUGUCAACGCUCUUUCUUUCACCAAUGUCACACUUGAAUGUACAAGCCAUUUAGAGUCUACUAAUACUUCAAAGAAUCAACAGGACCAAGACUGUGUUUCACGGGUAGUGCCUACAAUGGCAUCAAAUAUGGAUUUGAGGAAAUCCAAAAUAAUGAAAUCAGAUAGUUGUGAGCAAAACUUGCUGAAGACUACAUCAGGUGAUCAAGAACACAUAUCAAAAGAUUUAGAAACAAUCAUUAAUAAUCCGCUAGAUGACUGUGAUGUAGAUAAAACUGAAUUAUGUUUAAUGAAACCUGAACUUGGUAGCAAUCGUAAUAGUGAUAGCACUGCCACUGCAGUAGACCAUGUUGUGGCAUAUGAUAGCAGUGAUAUUCCAAGCUCAGUUAACUGUAAAGAAAGUGUCAAGACUAAUGUUCCUGAAGAGUAUACUACUUCUUCAUCAUUGCUCUCCAAUGAUACGAUAGUUACAAGCCAAGCAGGAUCAACAAACCCAGCCAUUGUUCUCAGCACAAUGGAUUCUGUCAAAUUGCCCAACCAACAUGCAAAGAAGUUAGGGGAACAAUUAUAUCUCAAUAUUGAUUCUUCAAGUGGAGCAGGAAUGCAUGCCAGAAAGUCACCUGUCACAGUUCAAGAGUGGGUUGAUUCCAUUCCACUUUCACAACACAUGGAAGAAGAUGUGGAUAGUUCAAACACUGAAGUGGAGAUGUCACUCAAAAUAGAAUCCCAAGACAAAGGUGAUAUGUGUCCGUCUGUUACAAUAAGGCCUUCGUCAAGUCAGAGUGGAUUAGCAGCAGAUCAGAGGAGAGAAGCGUUUUCUCGUGAUGUUUCACCAUCUCUACAAUCAGACACAGGAAGUCAUGGAUCUAGUGUUGAUUCAUAUCUUGAGGCUCGCAGACCAGAUCCAGAAGAAGUUUUGUUGGGAUUAGGUUUUGGGGGUCCAUUACAUAAUACUGAAGCUGAGGUUUCAAGAAUCCCAGCUCGUUUUCUGCAACAGUCCAAAGUUAAAGGAGUUGCAAUAGAUGACUUUUUACGAUAUCAGCAGGAUCUCAUUGAGACUUUUGAGUCUGGAUACAGUGGCUAUCGAGGAUUGACUGGAGGUGCUCAGAUUCCAUCAGUCAUUGUUGCCAAAAUUAUGGAAAAGCUUCGGGAGCAUGAGAGAGAAAGUAGUAUAAAGAGUUCUGCUGGAUCGUCUCCUGGGCAACAUGCUGAAAUUUCAAAACGUCGCUUUUCGCGAGCUGCUCAGCGUGUAACGAUUUUAACUAAAAUGAAAUCCAGAGACAGUAUAGCAUCUGGCACUCAGGCUCAUUCUGUUCUGAACCCUGACAACAGAAAAUUUCUUGACAAUCAAGGCAGCAAAUCUCCCGAGGUUUUGAGGAAGAGGAUGAUUAUAGGACAACGUUCUUUUACCUUUGAUGUUGAUGGCCAAUUGAUAGAGACGGAAAUAAAUUCUGAGGAUGUGGAUACUCCAGAAGCUGUUGCUCCUAAGCCACCUCCACCUCGCCCACUAGUUCACAAAGAUUCAGUUCUGUCUUCAGCAACAAGUCUUAGUCUAACCAGUUAUGAUAGCGAAAGUGAUACAGAUGAGGCCAGUGGUUUGGCCAGAAACGUUUCAGAAGUUGGUUCCAAACAUCAGGACCUACAUUCUUUCCUUUCUUCUCCCAUGUCUCCUCGCAUUCAAAAUUCAAGCUCUUGUAACUUAACAAGUUCUCUGCAGAAUUCUGGCAAUUCACCUGAGAAAAGAAGAAGAUCAUUACCUUCACCCUCUGAUUUGUUAUCUAAGCUGCCAUCUGUAGAUUUCCUAGAGAAGCAUGUGUCCAUGGAACCAAAAUCCAAUCCAAUGCUUCUAAACAAAACUGAAAAUUUGCCAACGUCAACUCCUGAAAAAGAUGUAAGCUGGAAGAAGUUGCAUCGAGUGAAAUCAGCCCCAUCUAUUUCUCCAGUUGUUUCAACUACUUUUGAUGUGCUUCAUAUUCACCCAGAGGAAAAUCUUUCUGAUUUAGGGGAGGUAGUUGAAGAAAAUGGAAAUUAUGAGAGUCAUGAGAAAUCAAAAAUGGAUGUAGCAACUUUAAGUCCUGUUUUGAAACCGAGCAGAAUAUCCAAAAGCAUUCUUAAAACAUGCCUGAAGAGAACACAGCUUUCUGAUGCUAGACAACUGUCUCAUUAUGAAAUAACAGACUUUGUGCUCCCAGAUGAUUGCAUUUCUCCUCUGACCUCUCCUGAGUCACACCAAAGUACGUUUUCAACUGACGAUCAAUAUAAUCAACAUUUACCAAGAAUGUUUUCAAUGCCGAAGUCAUCUGCCAUGUAUUUAGAUAAGGAAAUGCGGAGAAAAUUGUCUUUGAAUUCAAGUAUUGAUUCAUACGUUGCCAAAAAUGUUGCUCAUUCCCCUGAUUUAAAAAAUUGGUCUACUAGCAGUGUAAGUAGCUGGGAAUCUGAAAGGGAACAGAGUUUUAAAAUGGGUGUAGAUGAAGAUGAAGAUAAUGCCUCAGUCUUUGAAGAAAAUGAUUCUCACACAGCCUUGAGAACAUCCCAAACUGAUUUAAAUGCUGCAACCAAUCGUAGACGUGGAAGCUUGAAACGACAGGAAAAAUUUGAUGUAGAAGAUGCUUCUAUUGGAAUUCUUCCUAAUGUGAACCUGAAAGUAGAUGCUGCAAACGUAGUAGCAGCCCAAGGUGAUUCUUUUGAAAUGGAGGAGUUGGCUGUUGAAGAUGAUAAUAAGGGAUUUCGGACUGGAAGUGCACACUCUGAUAGCAGCGGCUUUCAAGAAGAAACUAAUACUAACUCAAAAGAAAAAAUAAGAGCCUCUCUAGUAAAACAGCUUUCUGAAAGUGAACCCAUGCUGCACACUCAAGUAUUUCCUGAUGAACCACCCAUGCACUCGGCCGAACACCUUAAAAGACUGAGCCUUCCUGUGAUUCGAGUUCAAGAUGAAUCUGGACUUAUUCAAUGGCGUGCAAGCAAUAUCUGUGAAAAAAAUAACCCAAGCUCUUUAAGAAGAGUUCAAUCUCUACCAGCGCAAAUUUCCCAUCUAGGCUUGGGAAGGCUAUAUGAUAGUAUUUCUCCUGGAUCAUUAACAGAUUCAAUUGGAAACAUGUUUAACGGUAGUUCUUGCAGCGAUGAAAGUGUUAUACAUUUGCCAAGGAAAAGCGUUGAUGUCACGUCUGAAAUCUACAAACCAGAUUUGCUGCCCCUCCCAGUUGCUAUUGUGGACUACGAGGGUGAAGUGGAGGCUCUCCGCACACCCAGGGAAUGCUGCAAGUGCAACUGUAAACUGAAGAAGUCCCUAACUAAGUGCCAUGAUGAUUUACUUGCUCAGAACCGAAGUGAAUGUAUGGGAAGUAUCAGUAAAAAUUUGGAGACCUUAAAGGAAGCUCAAAAUCGAAUUAAGGAUGCUUUGCAACAAGUUCAAAAUCAUCUAUGCUCAUCUUCUGACUGUAACAUGAAUGUUGCACUACAGCAGGUUGCUACAGUGAUUCAGCACCAAAAUACUCUAUGUUCACAACUCGAAGGUUUAAAUACCAAUUUGCUUUCUACAGUGAACAACCCAUCAAUCCAAGGUGUGAAUACCAACCCUAGCUCAAGUUCAAGAAGAAAAGUCAUUCUUGAAGGUAAUUACUCUAACUUACAACACUCCCCUGAAAAUUGCGUGCUCUUGAGUCAAGUAGUUGAGAGGGAAAAUCGCAAGCUUCAAGAUUUAGUAAGAUUAAAUGUUGAUGAACUAGCUCAAAUACGCGCACUCUUGGAAAAGCUUCUUCCAAAUGUAAACAUGUGAACUUCUAGGUGUGAUCCUUUUUCAAUUUUCUAUUUGCAGCUAAAAAGUGAAUUAAAUUAGAAUAUGCUGUUGAUGUUGUGAUAAUUCUUGAUGUAAUCCGAUACUCAAGUCAUACUUGGGUUAUGUUAAUGAAUCAAGAGUUUGAUUUUGUAAUUUGAAUUAAGGGUGUAACCAGUUGUAACUGUAACUUGUCCCCUGUAUUCUUUUAACUGUUCACCCCAACAACGUGCUUUAGAUAGAUAUUUUAUGCAUAUGACUGAAUUUUAGAACUCUUGAAAGUUGUUUCUUGGAACCUUUACCUUGAUAUAUUUCUUUUCAUUAGAACUGUGGUUAAAUGAGUGAUCUUAAGUUUAGUACAAUUUUGUUAUUUUUCUUUUCUGUCUGAGUAUUUGACAUGGCACAUUCCUGCUGUAGUCAAUAUAUGCUGUACUCAAUUGAUUUUAGGUGUUAAGUAGGUUUUGGUUGUGCAGUGCAACAGAUAUUUCCUGUGCAGAACUAUUUUGAGGCUUGUUCAUAAGGCUUACCUAAGUUUAACUGGUGUGAGUUGGAAUUCACCUAAAUCUUUUCCAGUCUUCUUAAGAUGCUAAAAUGAAAUUUUACUGAGGCUAUUUUUUACUUCUCAGGGAUGGCAAUGAUAUGAGAUAUUUCUUAGUUUACAUUCUGUCUUUGUCCAAUAACGAGCCGUCUAAAUUAAGCUGAGUGUUUUUAAAAAGAGAAAAGUUACCAAGAAGUAUUUUAAAUUCUUUUAGUUAUUGUCUUCUUGUGAGCAGUAAUAGUAAUGUAUUAUGGCUAUAAGGGCCCAUUUACGAUCGUCCGGGCUGUCUUAAAUGAAAUUGCAUUUUCUGCAGAAAUUUAUUAAUUUUUGGGGUUAAAUGGAACCUCCCAUUUACGGUGGUCCUUAGCUUAAAUAAAAUUAUAGUCCCGCCAUGACAGAAUCGAUUGUCACUUGUCGUCG
Messenger RNA from Frankliniella occidentalis (western flower thrips), 5369 nucleotides. RefSeq lists its product as uncharacterized. Bases 185 to 4414 code for a protein of 1409 amino acids. Lineage: Eukaryota; Metazoa; Arthropoda; Insecta; Thysanoptera; Thripidae. The transcript is spliced from 13 exons. Gene Ontology annotation, molecular function: signaling receptor binding. The record is from RefSeq and is a predicted model, not a curated record.